AUGGCAGGUUCCUCCGAGGAGCAGGCUUCUGACUACAGGCAGAUCCUGAGCAUAGGUGAUGAGGCCAAGCGACUGGUGGCCCUCAAUGAGCACCUCAGCACACGCAGCUAUGUGCAGGGCCAUGCGCUGUCCCAGGCCGACGUGGACGCCUUCAGGCAGUUCUCGGCGCCUCCCACGGACCUGCAGCUCUUCCACGUGGUGCGCUGGUUCCGGCAUGUCAAGGCGGUCCUUGGGGACCACCAUGGCCCACACACCCCACUCCAGCCCUGUGGGCCGCAAGCAGGUAAAGGCCGGCGUGGGCAACCCCAGUGGUCACCACCAGCGGGCACCGAGCUGUGCAGGCUGCGCCUCUACAACAGCCUCACACGGAACAAGGACGUGUUUAUACCUCAGAACGGGAAGAAGGUGACGUGGUACUGCUGUGGGCCGACGGUCUACGACGCUUCUCACAUGGGGCAUGCCAGGUCCUACAUCUCCUUCGACAUCCUGAGAAGAGUGCUGAGAGAUUACUUCAAGUAUGACGUCUUCUACUGCAUGAACAUCACGGACAUCGAUGAUAAGAUCAUCAGGCGAGCGCGGCAGAACCACCUCUUCCAGCGGUACCGGGAGAAGCAGCCGCAGGCAGCUGAGCUCCUGGAGGACGUGUGCAGUGCCUUGCAGCCAUUCUCCACGAGGCUGAAGGAGACCACAGACCCCGACAAGAGGCAGCUGCUAGAGCGGACCCAGCACAGCGUGGAGCUCGCGGCAGAGCCGCUCAGGAGCGCCUUGGCCGCCCAGCUGCCCCCCGAGGAGACCAGCCGCUGUGCGGAGGUCCUGCUGGAAGCGGCCAAGGACCUGCUGUCUGAGUGGCUGGACUCAAGGUUUGGCAGCGAGGUGACCGACAAUUCCAUCUUCUCUGAACUGCCCAAGUUCUGGGAGGAAGCGUUCCACAGGGACAUGGCGGCUCUGAACGUCCUCCCUCCAGACGUCCUAACGCGGGUCAGUGAAUACGUGCCAGAGAUCGUCCACUUCGUGCAGAGGAUUGUGGACAACGGCUAUGGCUACGUCUCCAAUGGCUCUGUCUACUUUGACACGGUCAAGUUUGCCUCCAGUGAGAAGCACUCCUAUGCGAAGCUGGUGCCGGAAGCCGUGGGAGACCAGAAGGCCCUUCAGGAGGGGGAAGGUGACCUGAGCGUGUCUGCCGAACGCCUGAGUGAGAAGCGGUCACCCAGCGACUUUGCCCUGUGGAAGGCCUCCAAACCCGGGGAACCUUCAUGGCCGUGCCCCUGGGGACGGGGCCGCCCAGGCUGGCACAUCGAGUGCUCUGCCAUGGCGAGUACCUUGUUGGGGGCCUCGAUGGACAUCCAUGGGGGCGGUUUCGACCUCCGCUUCCCCCACCACGACAAUGAGCUGGCCCAGUCUGAGGCCUACUUUGAAAACGACUGUUGGGUCAGGUACUUCCUGCACACGGGCCACCUGACCAUCGCAGGCUGCAAGAUGUCCAAGUCCCUGAAGAACUUCAUCACCAUCCAGGAUGCCCUGAAGAAGCAUUCCGCACGCCAGCUGCGGCUGGCUUUCCUCAUGCACGCCUGGAAAGACACGCUUGACUACUCCAGCAACACCAUGGAGUCGGCCCUUCAGUACGAGAAGUUCAUGAACGAGUUUUUCUUAAACGUGAAAGAUCUCCUCCGAGCCCCUGUGGACGUGACGGGACAGUUUGAGAAGUGGGAAGAGGAGGAAACAGAGCUAAAUAAAAAUUUCUACAACAAGAAGUCCGCCGUCCACGAGGCUCUCUGUGACAACGUGGACACCCGUACGGCCCUGGAGGAGAUGCGGGCCCUGGUCAGCCAGUGCAACCUCUACAUGGCGGCCAGGAAGGCAGCCCGCCGGCGGCCCAACCGCAUCCUGCUGGAGAGCAUUGCCCUCUACCUCACACACAUGCUCAAGAUCUUUGGGGCCAUCGAUGAGGAUAGCUCCCUGGGCUUCCCUGUCGGCGGACGUGGGGCCGGACUAGACCUCGAGGCCACCGUGAUGCCGUACCUGCAGGCGCUGUCAGAGUUCAGGGAAGGAGUGCGGAGAAUCGCCAGAGAGAAGAAAGUCCCUGAGGUACUGCAGCUCAGCGACACCUUACGAGAUGACAUCCUGCCCGAGCUCGGGGUCCGGCUGGAAGACCAUGAAGGGCUCCCCACCGUGGUCAAGCUGGUGGACAGAGAGACCUUGUUGAGAGAGAGAGAAGAGAGGAAAAGGGUGGAAGAGGAGAAGAGGAGGAAGAAGGAGGAGGCGGCCAGAAGGAAGCAGGAGCAGGAGGCGGCAAAACUGGCUAAGAUGCGCAUCCCGCCCCGGGAGAUGUUCCUGUCAGAGAGCGACAAGUACUCCAAGUUUGACGACACCGGCCUUCCCACACACGACACAGACGGCAAGGAGAUCAGCAAAGGCCAGGCCAAGAAGCUGAAGAAGCUGUGGGAGGCGCAGGAGAAGCUGCACCGGGAGUACCUGCAGAUGAUGCAGGACGGGAGCGCGCCAUGA
Elephantulus edwardii (Cape elephant shrew) is the source of this 2505-nucleotide messenger RNA. RefSeq names its product cysteinyl-tRNA synthetase (gene CARS1). Bases 1 to 2505 code for a protein of 834 amino acids. Gene Ontology annotation, cellular component: cytoplasm. The transcript has 23 exons. The record is from RefSeq and is a predicted model, not a curated record. Gene Ontology annotation, molecular function: cysteine-tRNA ligase activity; ATP binding. Gene Ontology annotation, biological process: cysteinyl-tRNA aminoacylation. Lineage: Eukaryota; Metazoa; Chordata; Mammalia; Macroscelidea; Macroscelididae.